Molecule: messenger RNA, 237 nt
Organism: Penicillium argentinense
Lineage: Eukaryota; Fungi; Ascomycota; Eurotiomycetes; Eurotiales; Aspergillaceae
Exons: 1
Coding region: 1-237 (78 amino acids)
Source: RefSeq, a predicted model, not a curated record
AUGGAAGCAGAAACAAGACCUGUCCAGCAUAACCGGAAACUCUGGAUUUUGUUCCGCGGACUAGAUAUCGUUGAUGAUCUAACGACCGAGAGAUCGACGCUAAUCGGGAAGGAUUUGAUCCACCCGCAUCGGGAUGCCGUCAUCCUGAUUUGGCAAGACGACCAAGACUUGGCCUGGCCGCUGAUCGAUCCGGAGAAACCCCAUGACAAUAACACAAAAUCGAACCCUAUCUCAUAG